CCACAGACGGAGGGGGUGCGGGUGUCGGUGAACGUCCUCUCCGACCACAAGGACCUGCCCGUCCUCUUCGUGGUGAGGCAGAAGGAGGCGGUGGUCUCCUUCCAGGUGCCCCUCAUCCUCCGGGGACUGUACCAGCGGAAAUACGCGUACCAGGAGGUGAGCCGCACGCUCUGCCAGCCCCAGACCAAGGCGGAGGUGGAGACCCAGCACUUCUUCGUGGACGUCUCCACCUUGUCCCACAACACCUCCUACCAGCUGCGGGUCACCCGGGUGGAGAACUUCGUCCUACGGACCAACGAAAGGUUCAGCUUCAACGCCACGGCCUCCCAGCCACAGUAUUUCAAGUACGAGUUCCCCGAGGGAGUGGACUCGGUGAUCGUGAAGGUGACCUCGGCCAUGGCCUUCCCCUGCUCUGUCAUCUCCAUCCAGGACAUCCUGUGCCCCGUCUACGACUUGGACAACAACGUGGCCUUCAUCGGGAUGUACCAGACCAUGACGAAGAAGGCGGCCAUCACGGUGCAGAAGAAGGAUUUCCCCAGCAACAGCUUCUACGUGGUGGUGGUGGUGAAGACGGAGGAUGAGGCGUGCGGGGGGGCCCUCCCCUACUACCCCCUCUCCAAAGACGAACCUGUGGAUCAGCACAACCGGCAGAAGAAGCUGGAGGUGAUGGUGUCACCUGCCAUAACCUCGGAGGCCUAUGUGAGCAGUGUCCUCUUCUGCCUGGGCAUCUUCCUCUCCUUCUACGUCCUCACGGUGGUCAUCGCCUGCUGGGAGAGCUGCCGGCAGCACAAGAGGAAGGGGCUCCUGGCAGCCAUGGACUCCCCCAGCCUGGACACGGCAUCUCUCCUGGGGCAUGCUCGCAGCAUCCCCGACUCCUUCCUGGGCCGCCCUCCCUACGACAGCUACGGUUACGGCUCCUUCGGGAACGGUUCCUCCAGCAGCGCCGAGGGCGUCACCGACAGCAUGGGCUCGGUGGAAGUCACCUACGGCUACAUGGGGCAGGAGCAGUUCAAGCGGCGCACGCUCUCCGCCCCGAUGAGGCCGCUCAGCAUUGCCAUGGGGGAGCGGUCGCUGGAGAACGUGGCCGGGCGCCCGCGCCUGGACUCGCUCAGCUCCAUCGAGGAGGAUGACUACGACACGCUGGCCGACAUCGACUACGACAAGAACGUCAUCCGCACCAAGGUGGCCGCCUACGGCCUCAUUUUCCGCCCCAACGACUUCGCUUCCUACCUGCUGGCCAUCGGCAUCUGCAACCUCCUCCUCUACUUCGCCUUCUACAUCAUCAUGAAGCUCCGCAGCGGCGAGCGCAUCAAGCUCAUCCCCUUGCUCUGCAUCGUCGGCACCUCCGUGGUCUGGGGCUUCGCCCUCUUCUUCUUCUUUCAGGGGCUCAGCACGUGGCAGAAAACGCCGGCCGAGUCGCGGGAGCACAACCGGGACUGCAUCCUGCUCGACUUCUUCGACGACCACGACAUCUGGCACUUCCUCUCCUCCAUCGCCAUGUUCGGCUCCUUCCUGGUGCUGCUGACGCUGGACGAUGACCUGGACUGUGUCCAGCGGGACAAGAUCUACGUCUUCUAGGAGCCCCCGGCCCACCCCGCUCGCCCCGGGACUGUGCCAAACGCCCGGCCCCGCCGGGGCGCCGCGUGCCCCUGGGGAGGGAUGCCCGUGCUGGGGGUCCCGCCAGCCGCUCCGUCCCCCUCCCCAUCGGUGGGGUCCCACUCCCCCACCCCCCUGGGUGCUGAGUGCCCGUUGUAGCCCAAAACAGGGCUGGGGGGCCACCAGGGCACCCCGUCCUCGGUGGCAAGUGACACUGGAAAAUGUGCCGCUCCGUGUGCCCGCGGCUGGGGGGGGGCCGGGGCGAGCGCCGUGCCAGCAGCCCCGUGGCCCCCCCCGGGCAGGGGGCCGUGGGUCUCUCUUCAGUGCCUGAGUCGGACGGGUGGGAGGUGAGGGCACGCGUGUCCGUGGAGGUGGCGACGGCAGGAGAGGCCCCACUGGUGUCUCCGUCAGCGUCCCGGGGCAGGGGGUGGGGGGUGUCGGUCGCUGUGUGCCCCCCCUUGGAGGCUGCCGUGUGCUCUCCGUGCGUGGAUCUGCUGGGAAGGGACUCGCAUUAAAGUGUCUGCACUUUG
Calidris pugnax (ruff) is the source of this 2126-nucleotide messenger RNA. It is a transcript of the gene SIDT2, whose product is annotated as SID1 transmembrane family member 2. The annotation marks the transcript as partial. Gene Ontology annotation, cellular component: membrane. The transcript is spliced from 18 exons. Lineage: Eukaryota; Metazoa; Chordata; Aves; Charadriiformes; Scolopacidae. The record is from RefSeq and is a predicted model, not a curated record.